Messenger RNA from Strongylus vulgaris, 267 nucleotides. The record is from the annotation of a GenBank genome assembly. Lineage: Eukaryota; Metazoa; Nematoda; Chromadorea; Rhabditida; Strongylidae.
AUGGUGUUACUCUUCGACGAGCGACGCUUCUGCGCCGAUGGACGACGACCGUUGCGCGAUAAACGUCCCGAUUCGCAUAAGCAGUCCGCAGCUGCUGCUGCCGUUGCGGCAAUUAUUGCCGAACGCCCAGACGAUCGCCGUCGUGAUGAACGACGAUCUGUGGUGCUAUGUGGUGUGUUGUCGUCGUCUGUCGACAAAUCAGUACGCGAUCCACUAGCUGCACGAGAAUGUGCAAGUGCUACCGCGUCUUGCACCGAUAGACGGUGA